UGCUUCCAAACUAAAACUCACCCAUUUCAUAUUCUUACAAAGUCACCAUAACUACCUCUUUUUAUUCAUCAACAUUCAAUCCCUUUUUCUAACUUUUCCAUAUUCUAUGUUUGAAAUAUUAUUACUUGGUUUUUAAGAAAAACAUAGUUUUUUUUAAGGUUCAUCUCCUUAUACUUCCGUUCCUCUCAAAAAAAAAAAAAAAAAUCUCCUUACUUCCUUACAAAAAAGUUUAUGUCCCUAUUUUUCUCGGACAUAUAUAUACAUCAACACCAGAAAAGCAUUAACCAGAAAGUCCAGAAUUCAAACCUUAAAAAUUAUCGUAACUCGUUAACAUUUGUCUAUAAUAAAGAAAAAACUAUAUUUCUAAUAUGGGUUUAGAGCAAAGGUUUGUGAUGAUGGUAGUGAUUUGUAUCAUUUUGGGUGCAAGUGAAAGAAGCAUGGGUUUGAAGCAUAAUUAUGAAGAAGCAUUGGCAAAGAGCAUAUUGUUCUUUGAAGGGCAGAGGUCAGGGAAGUUACCACCAACACAAAGGAUGAGUUGGAGGAAGGAUUCUGCUUUUGGUGAUGGUUUUCAACUUGAUGAUGAUCGAUUCUUUGAUAAAGUUGACUUGGUUGGUGGUUACUAUGAUGCUGGUGACAAUGUGAAAUUCAAUUUUCCAAUGGCAUUUUCAACAACAAUGUUAGCAUGGAGUGUAAUAGAGUUUGGAAAAUUCAUGGGUCCUGAACUUAACAAUGCACUAGAUGCAAUAGGUUGGGCCACUGAUUAUUUCCUAAAAGCCACAAAUACCCCUGGUUUUGUUUUUGCACAAGUUGGUGACCCAUUUGGUGAUCAUAAUUGUUGGGAGAGACCUGAAGAUAUGGAUACUCCUAGAACAUCAUUUUUUGUUAGUAAGGAGAAUCCUGGAUCUGAAGUUUCAGCUGAAAUUGCAGCUGCACUUGCUGCUUCUUCUAUUGCUUUUAAGAAAUUUAAGCAUAAUGUUGGGUAUUCUGAAAGGCUCCUCCAAAGGGCCAUAAUGGUUUUUGACUUUGCAGAUAAAUACAGAGGAUCAUACAAUGACAGCCUUGGUCCUUAUGUGUGCCCAUUCUAUUGUGAUUAUGGUGGCUACCAGGAUGAAUUGGUGUGGGGAGCAGCAUGGUUACUGAAGGCUACUAAGCUACCUAAUUACUGGAAUUACAUUAAACAAAACAUUCACAAUGUGAAAAAUUAUGGUGAAUUUGGAUGGGACUCAAAGGAUGCUGGCAUCAAUGUUCUAAUUUCUAAGCUUCUAGUUAAUAAUCCAGCUUCUAAGCCUUUUAACCUCAAUGCUGACAAGUUUAUAUGUGCUGUGCUACCUGAAUCACCCUUGGUUUCAGUCUCAUACUCUCGAGGUGGACUUCUAUUCAAGACUAGUGGGAGUAACUUGCAGCAUGCAACAUCAUACUCAUUUCUUUUGUUGGUUUAUGCUGGAUAUUUGAAUACUGUAAAUAAAAAGAUUGAUUGUGGUGGUGGAGUUUUAGCUUCUUCAAAGAGACUUAAACAAUUAGCAAGAAGUCAGGUAGACUACAUACUUGGAAGCAACCCAUUGAGUAUGUCAUACAUGGUUGGAUAUGGACAAAAAUUUCCCCAAAGAAUACAUCAUCGUGCUUCAUCAUUACCUUCUAUUGAUCAACAUCCUAGCAAAAUCAAUUGCAAAGGAGGAUCCAAUUAUUUUGAAACCCAAAAUCCAAAUCCCAAUUUGCUUGUAGGAGCUGUUGUUGGGGGACCUAAUAUCAAUGAUGAAUAUGUUGAUUCUAGAGCUGAUUUUGUACACUCAGAACCUACAACAUAUAUCAAUGCACCUCUUGUUGGUGUUUUGGCAUAUUUUAAAUCACAUCCAUUAUAAAGUCAUGUCUCAAUCCAGGUUUCUUAAAGUUACCGACUAUACGGAUUCACAUAAUUAAGAGAUUUGUGACCGUCUGAUUAAGAUUGGAUCAUUCAGAUCUCUAACUCAGUAAUUUUAAAAAAUAUCUCAAUUUAGUGACUAUGUAAAUGCAUGCCGUCGGCGGUGACAGUAGAAAAUUUGGGUUCUAUUUUUUACACAUUAGUUUGUAAGAAAAAAGGAAAUGGAGGAUGCUUUUUGUACUGAAGUACUUCAAAAUAAGGUGGCAUUUACCAUAGACAAAUGCAUUAAUUUUCUUACCAUAGUUAAAUGUCCAUCCAACCAUUGAAAAAUACAUAAAAAUUCAGUGGUUGAGAUGUUAGAAAGGGUGCCCAACUCCAUACACCUUUGUAUGUGUGAAAGUUAUUUGUGAAAUAGGGUUGUAAAAUGUUGUAAUUGCAAAACUUUGUCAAUUAUUAUUUUAUGAAAUUUUUGGUUGUUGAACCAAUGGAUUUGGAUUA
Molecule: messenger RNA, 2356 nt
Organism: Trifolium pratense (red clover)
Lineage: Eukaryota; Viridiplantae; Streptophyta; Magnoliopsida; Fabales; Fabaceae
Product: endoglucanase 8-like
Exons: 7
Coding region: 369-1859 (496 amino acids)
Biological process (GO): carbohydrate metabolic process
Molecular function (GO): hydrolase activity, hydrolyzing O-glycosyl compounds
Source: RefSeq, a predicted model, not a curated record